Messenger RNA from Phyllopteryx taeniolatus (common seadragon), 4285 nucleotides. Its product is annotated as claudin-20. Bases 615 to 1340 code for a protein of 241 amino acids. Lineage: Eukaryota; Metazoa; Chordata; Actinopteri; Syngnathiformes; Syngnathidae. Gene Ontology annotation, cellular component: bicellular tight junction; plasma membrane. The transcript has 2 exons. Gene Ontology annotation, molecular function: structural molecule activity. Gene Ontology annotation, biological process: bicellular tight junction assembly; cell adhesion. The record is from RefSeq and is a predicted model, not a curated record.
AGGGAGUGAUUAGAUUUCGGAAAAUGUUAAACUUGCAAACUAAGUUAGUAGAUCUUGCGCAUGUGCGCGUUUGAUUGAGAGUUGUUGACAAGCUGCACGGACACACACACACACAUAUUUCACACUGACAGACGCACACACAACACACAAGAAGGAGAGAGAGGAGAGGGGGCGGGUUUGUGGGGUGGUGGGGGUGAUCGAGAAUAGAGAGAGCGCCAGAGCACCGCGGCUCUUCCCCCCCCCCUCCCCAGCAGGCUCCGGUCCAGCCUGUGUGGUCCGUCAGGCUGGGGUGUGCUCUCCUCCGCUGUUGCUAAGGAGAUGGACGUCUCGAACGGAGCUGCGGCCCGGGCUGAAUUGUCCACGUCGUCCCCUCCUCGACAGCCUGUCGUCAUUCAGCGUGCAGCGCGUGUAUAUGUGUUUGCCGGAAUCAUCGCGAACAACGUGACGCGUCAGCGGCAGCCAGGACCAGUGGAGCUGCAGCCGAGGAGCUGAAGAAGCAAGGGUUUGACUGGCAGCCGCUUGGCGUCCAAGGCAGGGGAGAGGCACGGCCGCGGCGAGUGCCGGUCAGCGAAUGUUACCUGGCGAGGACGUCGACGUAGGCUUGCGAACGGAGCAUGGCGUCCACAGGCAUGCAGAUAUUUGGAUUUGUGCUGGCGCUGUUGGGCAUCAUGGGUGCCAUGGUGGCCACUCUGCUGCCCAACUGGAAGGUGAGCGCCGACGUGGGCUCCAACAUCAUCACGGCCAUCUCCCAGAUGCAGGGACUGUGGAUGGACUGCACAUGGUACAGCACGGGAAUGUUCAGCUGCACACUGAAAUAUUCCGUGCUUUCACUCCCCGCGUACCUGCAGACUGCGCGCACCACCAUGGUGUUGUGCUGCGUACUGGCAGCCAUGGGCCUCUGCCUGGCAUCCCUGGGACUGAAGUGCACACGCUGGGGAGGGGGCCGGCGUUCCAAGCGGCACGCGGCCAUCGCCAGCGGCGGGUGUUUCGUCGCAGCUGGAUUUCUGUGUCUGGUGCCUGCUUCCUGGUUUACCAACGAGGUCAUCACCAACUUCUUGGACUCCACUGUGCCCGAGAGCAAUAAGUUCGAGCCCGGGGGUGCCGUGUACGUGGCCUUCGUUUCCGCCGGGUUCCUCCUAAUGGGGGGCUCCAUCUUCUGCAUGUCCUGCUCGGGGAAGAGGCACGGCCCCCAGGACCUGGUCCUGCUCCCCCCGCCUGACAAAUUGCUACUGCAGCAACAGCAGCAACAGCUGCUCCAACAACAGGAGCUCCAGCACCAGUAUUGUUCUCUCUCCCCGCUAGACAAUAAGACUGGCUACAGCCUGCAGGACUAUGUGUAGGAAGGCAGUGUUGUGUAUCCGCAAGCUUACAGGCGAGGGGGAGGAGUGGACGAUCACAGCUUAUGCUUGAAGAGAAGGCUGUGCUCCACACAGGUGGGAAAAUAUGAGAGGGAGAAUAACUAUCUCCUGCUUUCGUGUCUUGCGCCUGUCUUUCUUCUGUUUUUGCAAGCACAAGCAUCGGGGGUAAUCCCUGAGCUGCACCUUGGAACAAACAGAUUGAAGUCGUCAGGAGCACAGAUGAGGUGCUGCACAAUUGAAGGGAACCGCUAACCAAAAGCAAGACAUCCUUCAUCAGUAAAUCACCGAGAGGGUUCCUUGGGGAGUGGAUUAAGCAAAUAGGAAGGAUUUUUUUUUUUCCCCCCCUCGCCCAAGGUUUGAAUCGAAAGAAAAGAAAACACAAAAGCAAUCAGUUAGCUGCUAUUUACAAUCUUUUGGAGCUCUCUCAAUUGACAACAAACGCAGUAGGUGGACGUCCUUUCGUAAAUGGCCAUAUUUUUGUUUGCUGUUCCAGUGACUUUGAUGUCUUGCCGCUAAGCAUGCUCUGUGUGGCGCCUGUCUUGUGUUUUAAUACAGCGGGAUGUUCGGUCGAAGUCUGAGACAUAGUCACACAAUAUGCCUGUGCCUGAAAAAGCUGUAGAGACAUUAGCGUGUGCUAAGUGUUCAAAGAGGUGGAGACGUGGGCUGCUGGGCAGGAUUUGAGCAAAUGCAGACAAACAGAUGCCUGCUCUCCUCCUCUCGGCAGGUGCAAAUGUGAGCGAGAUGGAGAGAAACGAACACCAAAGAGAGAUUGAAUGCAUGAGCGGACCAUGUGGGAGUGCGGUCGUUAUCAUAUUGCCCUCCUGAAAACACCCCGUCGCUAAACUGCCAAUUCUGGCCAAUGUAACCAUUGCUGGGACACACACACACACACACACACCAGCGCCUCAUUAGACAUGCACUCCCCCACUCCUUCACAUACUUGUGUGUGUCCUUACAGACACAGUAAAGAGACACACACAUGCUGGUUUUUGCAUCUGUUUUCACCCCUACCAUCCUCCUCCAUGCUACCAUGGAAACCAAAUUAUUGUCUGAGGGCUGGUGCUUGUCAGCCAAGUGAUUUGUUUGUGGUAGGACAUCUUUUUUUUUUUUGCUGCGUCCCAUUGUUCCAUAAGCUUCGAUCAGAGCCUCUGCGUACACAACUUAGUCUAAUCCCCUUUAUUAGCCAGUAAGAAGAGGCAGCAUCCAUGUUUAAUUGUUUAGCCAUUUAUUUAUUUUUUUGCUCAGACACAUUUCGUGGUAAGAGUGGUAUAGAGGCAAACGUGAAGUCUCAAGUCUCGUUCGACUGGCUGACUAUGUGGCGGGCAGCUAAAAAAGGUUUGAGUCAUUCUCCAUAUGUGACUUGUUUUCCAAGCUUGUCAGCAUUGAGACUGCACCUGCACAAGGUCUCAAUGUCUUAAAUAGGAGCCACUUGACUGCAACCCCCCCAGCAACACACAUGCACAUACACACACUUUCUCUGUCCUGCUUCCGUCAUUCGUCACAUGGAUGUGAUAGCAGAACUCUGAUACGUUAAAAGCGUGACCUAACACACACACACACACACAUACAUACAUACAUACGCUCACCGACUCAAAUGUCAGGGGCACUGUUGCGCCUUCACACAUCCAUGUCCCACUGUGCGUGUACUGUUUUCUAAAGCAGGAGUGGAGAAACAUUGGAAUUAUAAUUGAGACAGGCUUUGGCAGCGAUGCAUAGGACCGCACAGAUCCCUCCUUCUCUCUCAUAAACACACAGCUUUCUGUGGAGCGAGCAGAUGGCUAAGCCACGCUCGCCACCUGCAGGUCGAUGCCGGCGCACCGCGAGGCGUCACCGUGGGCAUCAUCUCCAGUCCUGGCAGCCCUCCGGGACCAGGUUUCUACGCCAUCUUGCCCCAGCAUCUCCAACAGAACUGGCCUGCUGACAAUAACUCCGUGCCCAGGCACCAGAACCAAUGCAAUAAACAAAAGCGCUAAGAAUGUGUCAUGUCAUCAACUAAUACUGACGUUUUUGCGUUUCAAGAAUGUGCCAAAUACUGUAGUCUCAUGAUGACAUUUUAUUACUAUCCGGAAUCCUUUAUCUUUAUUUUUAUAAUGUGUUGUUUGUACGUGAAUUGUACAUUAGCGAAUGCUUUAUGGAUUUAUUCUGCCAGACUCAGUUUCAAGUCAACUAGAUGCUUGUGUGCAGUCCAGGGCGGCUUUCGAGGGUUAUUUCAAAUCCUCUUUAUUCCUGAUUUCCCAAAGCACAGAGAGAUUCACUAAGCAUGAGUGUAGGGAGGACAUGAGUGUGGUAUUUUCUAAAUACAUAUUUUCAUUCAGGAGUAUUCAAGGGUCUGUGGCAGCUGUACAGCUGUACACAAGUAUCAACGUGUUUGUUUAUGCUGAGGGACUUAGAAUUUCCUUAGAUUGUUCCAAUAGAAGAUACAAUACCAUGAUCAUACCAUAUCUUCUUUAUAAGAAGAGUACUCCAAUGCACCUUUUUUGUGUUACUAUUUUGAGAGUAGUUUGUUUCAAAUGGUUGAGCAUUUCAAGCUCCCUGCACCAGUACAAACACAACACAAGUGGCACUCUGGAAGAAAAAAAGGCAAUGACGUCUGACCGCUCCAGCAGGGAGUUACGAGCUAGAGGUUCCUCUUUUUUGUGUGUCUGUGCAGCUUGAUAUCAGCACGCAAUUUCAUUAGCUUAGAAAUGGCCCGAGUGCAACGUGGUCCUAAGAAUUUAAAGAGUUACAAAUGUGCAUAGAAACUGUACCAAUAUAUUGAUUUAUCUUUUUUGAUAAACCGCAGCUUAUUUUUGUGGACGCUUUAGCACUUCUUACUUUGCCAGAGCAUAUUUGUGAUGAUGAGCAGCUCACAAGUUCCGAAACAGUCGUCUCAAUGUGCUUGUGCAAGUAAUUCUAUUUUCUACUAAUAAAACUAUUUUAUGAAAGCG